CCACGCUUCACCCGUUGAUACCUCUCCCCAUCAGGAAGGGAACCAAAAUCACUAGUGCACCACAGUUAACUCCGGACCGGCAAUAACCCAAAUAGGAAAGAUAUCUAUUACACUGCUACAACCCUCAACUGACGCCUUCGACUAAGAUAUCUCAGACUAGAUUUAAGCUGCCUCUAUUCUCUAUCUUCCCUUGGCUAACCCAAGAUACUGCACACCAAUAGUCUCGCCCAUCAUGACUCUCACAACCACCACCACACAAACAGCCACCCUUGAUACCACUCCUGUCUGGAAGGAUAUCAGCGACAAGAAGAUCAAGGCUCUGGACUCUUCCAUCCCUAAACAAUGGCGCAUUCCUCAAGAUAUACUUCCCCCUGAUGAUCAGACUGAUGUUACAACUUGGCCAGAGUCUUCAGGGUGGUUUACAAAGGAAGAGCUCGCUAUCACAUCUUUGAAUGCUGCUGAACUCCUUGAGAAACUUGCUUCAGGGGAGUACAAGUCUGAGGAUGUCACCAAGGCAUUCUGUAAACGAGCAUCUGCCGCUCAUCAGCUUACAAACUGUCUUGCAGAGACUUGCUUUGAGCGCGCUCUCCAAACAGCCCGUCAACUAGACGAGCAUCUCGCCAAAACUGGAACUCCCGUCGGUCCUCUCCACGGCCUUCCCAUUUCUCUCAAAGACAACUUCAACCUCGAAGGUCUUGACUCAACUGUCGGGUUCACAGCUCAUGUUGGAGACCCAGCCAAGUCUGACUCUGCACUUGCAACAGUUCUUCAAAAUGCCGGUGCUGUCUUCUACGUCAAGACCAAUGUACCUACGGCUAUGAUGAUUGCAGAGUCCGUUAACAACACUUUUGGACGAACUGUGAACCCUAAGAAUAGGAGUACUACCAGUGGUGGAAGUUCAGGCGGAGAGUCGGCACUUAUUGCAUUCAAGGGAAGUCCUCUUGGUGUUGGAUCUGAUAUCGGCGGAUCAUUACGUAUUCCUGCUGCUUGCACUGGCAUCUUCACCAUCCGUCCUUCGGCAGGCCGAUUCCCAGUGCGCAAUUGUCGCUCCGGCAUGCCCGGCCAAGAAGCCGUCCUCUCCGUCAACGGCCCCCUAGCACGAACUCUUCAAGACGUUGAGCUCUACAGCAAAGCCGUCAUUGACUCUCAGCCAUGGCUCGUCGACCCCAAGUGUCUCCCCAUUCCCUGGCGCCCAGCCCAACUCCCUGAAAAGUUAAAGAUCGCAUUCAUGUGGCACGACGGCAUGGUCCGGCCAACACCACCUGUAACUCGAGCUCUCCUGAUCGCCAAGAAGAAGCUCGAAGCGGCGGGACAUACCAUCAUCGAAUGGGAUCCUGUUGACCAGAAGGAAGGCAGUGAACUUCUUCAGCGCAUGUUCACAGCUGAUGGUGGACAAACUAUCCGAAAGGAACUUGAGCGUACAGAUGAGCCUUGGAGACCUGAGAUGGAAGCCUAUCGAGUCGCAAGAGAUUUGAGUACCUCCGAGAUGUGGAAGCUUCAGCUCGAGCGAACAGCUUUCCAGAACCGCUAUCUCGAUCGCUGGAACAAGGCAGGCAUUGAUGCUAUCGUCAGUGCAACAACUCCCUACAGUACCGGAAAGCAUGGAAGCCUAAGACAUGUUGCUUAUACUGGUGUUUUCAACGUGGUUGAUUACUCAGCUGUCUCUUUUGCUACAAGCAUCAACGUUGAUAAGGAUGUUGACAAGCUUGAUGCUUCGUAUGAGCCGCUGAGUCCAUUGUGCAAGUCUGUCAACGAAGAAUACGACGCAGAGCUGGUCCAUGGACUACCAGUUAGUCUCCAAGUCGUUGCACGUAGGUUAGAAGAAGAAAAAGCCAUCGCUAUGGCCAAGCUCGUACAUGAGACUGUUGGCUGAAGGGAAAUACUGUAGAAUAGACAUCAGCAUAUAGACAUUGGAAGACCUUGUGCUCAUCAUAUAGAGUAUCAUCACUACUGGGACCGGCACGAAUCAUGUAACAGAUAAAGAAAUAUCGU
This is a messenger RNA of Fusarium odoratissimum NRRL 54006, 1992 nucleotides long. RefSeq lists its product as uncharacterized. NCBI's taxonomy places the organism in Eukaryota, Fungi, Ascomycota, Sordariomycetes, Hypocreales, Nectriaceae. The record is from RefSeq and is a predicted model, not a curated record. The transcript is spliced from 5 exons. The coding region runs from base 233 to 1873 and encodes 546 amino acids.